Molecule: messenger RNA, 3738 nt
Organism: Salvia splendens (bonfire salvia)
Lineage: Eukaryota; Viridiplantae; Streptophyta; Magnoliopsida; Lamiales; Lamiaceae
Product: leucine-rich repeat receptor protein kinase MSP1
Exons: 2
Coding region: 1-3738 (1245 amino acids)
Biological process (GO): protein phosphorylation
Molecular function (GO): ATP binding; protein kinase activity; receptor serine/threonine kinase binding
Source: RefSeq, a predicted model, not a curated record
AUGUCUGCAUUAUUAUCAGUUGUCAUCAUCAUUAUCGUCCUCGCCACCUUCUCCCAUCCUCCAUCAAUGGCGGAGCCACAUGAUCUGCACGUGCUAAACGCCCUCCGAGACUCAAUCAUAAACAAAACCACCUCCCUCCCGAGCUGGUCCGGUCCAAACCGCUCCAACCACCCGUGCAACUGGACCGGAGUCACAUGCUCCCCCGACACCCUCACAGUCACCCACCUCCACCUCUCCUCACUAUGCUCCCUCUCCCCUCUCAACACCCCAUUCCCUCUCCUCAUCCCCCACCUCAAAUCCCUCCAACACCUCAACCUCAGCUGCUGCGCCCUCACCGGCCCAAUCCCCCCGGAUUUCUGGAACCUCCACCAGCUCCGCGUCGUAGACCUCAGCAGCAACAGGCUGUCGGGAGCCAUCCCUCCCGACCUAGGCGGAUUGAACCAACUCGAACACCUCAUUCUCGACGACAAUAUGUUCUCAGAAACACUCCCUUCUGAAAUCGGAAACCUGAAACAACUCGAGGAACUCUCAAUGAGGUCGAAUUCAUUCUCCGGGAAUCUCCCUCUCCAGCUAGGGAAUCUCCCGCUGCUGCAGUCACUCGACAUCAGCGAGAAUCUCUUCUCCGGGAAUCUCCCUUUCAGCUUUGCCAAUCUCACGAAUCUUUUAUAUUUCACAGCCAGAGGAAACAUGCUUUCUGGAGAUUUAUUUCAGGUGAUUGUGAGAAUGAAAAAGCUUCACAUUCUCGAUCUUUCAUUCAAUCCGAUCGCCGGAGCUAUCCCGUCCCUCAUCGGAGAUUUAAAAGACCUCAGAAUCCUCUCCCUUCAGCAUUGCCAGUUGACAGGAAGCAUCCCUGAGAGAAUCUCGGGUUUGACCAAUUUGACACAGCUGAAUUUAGCCCAAAACGACUUCGAUUCUGAGCUGCCUUCCGGCAUCGGAAGGCUGCAGAAUCUUAUCUAUCUCAUCGCGUCAAACGCAAAAGUGAGAGGCGAGAUACCCACGGAGAUCGGAGGGUGUAAAAACCUCAGAACACUAGAUCUUUCUUUCAAUUCACUCCAUGGCCAUUUACCUGGAGAGCUUGCAGAGCUAGGGUUUCUCAGCUCAGUCCUUCUGAACUCGAACCGCCUCUCCGGCUCAAUCCGGCCGUGGAUAUCGAACUGGAAGCGGGCCGAGUCUGUCAUGCUAUCGCAGAACUUCUUCAGCGGCUCUCUGCCUAAUUUAGACCUCCCGUCUCUUCUGCAUUUCGACGCUAGCGCGAACAUGCUCAGCGGAGAGCUCCCCGCAGAUGUAUGCGAAUCAGCGUCUUCUCUGAAGACGCUGAUUCUGUCUAGCAAUUCCAUCUCUGGCAGUAUCAGUGACCGGUUCAGGAACUGCACCAGCCUGACGGAUAUGAUAUUGUCAGAGAAUAAUCUCAGCGGUGAGCUCCCGCCUUAUUUUGGGAAGCUUCCUCUCAUCACUUUAGAGAUGGCGAUGAACCGGCUUUCUGGCUUCAUCCCUGAUCAGAUUUGGGGGUCCCAGACGCUGGUGGCGAUCUCGUUGAACAAUAACACGAUUCGGGGGUUGCUAUCGAAUGUUGUUGGCGAUGCCAGAUCGCUGCGAAGGCUGCAGCUGGAUAAUAAUUUGUUGAAUGGGAGCAUUCCCUCUAGCAUUGGGAGGCUUAGGAAUCUCACCAAUUUGUCCCUACAUGGGAAUAAAUUGAGUGGUGGGAUUCCAUCUGAGAUUUUCAACUGCAAAAUGCUUGUUUCUUUGGAUUUAGGUGGGAAUGCCUUAACUGGAGAGAUCCCUAAAGAUAUAUCUAAGCUGAAUCUACUUGACAAUUUGGUUCUCUCACAUAAUCAGCUCACUGGGGUAAUACCUGAGGAGAUAUGUUCCGGCUUCCAGAAGGUUCCGUUGCCGGACUCUGAGUACACGCAGCAUUACGGGAUGCUAGAUCUCUCGUACAACGCGUUACAAGGGACGAUUCCUUCGACUAUCCGAGACUGCGCUGUGGCAACAGAGAUUCUGUUACAAGGGAACAGGCUUAGCGGAACCAUACCUGAAGAAAUAUGGUCAUUGCCUAAUUUGACCCUUCUUGAUCUCUCAUUCAAUUCUCUCUCCACUUUGGUAGCUCCUCCCUCUCUGAACUCUCUCAGCCUUCAAGGCCUUCUGUUGUCGAAUAACAAGCUCCGAGGCUCCAUUCCGGGUGAUAUUUGGCAGGAGCUACCCAGUUUAACGAAGCUUGAUUUAUCGAGGAACUUUCUUAUUGAUUCAAUUCCAACUUCACUAUUCCAAGCCAAGAAUCUGGCCUAUUUGGAUGUGAGCAUGAAUUUUCUCACAGGCAAACUCAAUGUGAGCACAAGAACUCUCUCUUUAUUAGUGGUGAAUGUGAGCAACAAUCAUAUCUCCGGCCGCCUCGACGAUAGCUCAGUCACGAACCUACCAUCGGUCUCGGUGUUGGAUCUCCACAGCAACGGCUUCUCCGGGAGCCUGCCCCCGUCUCUCUCGACGCUCGAGGCCCUCACUUACCUCGACUUGUCAGGAAAUCACUUCCAAGAUUCUUUCCCUUGCAACAUAUGUUCGAUCGCAGGGCUGAGAUACACCAGCUUCUCCGGCAACGCCUUCUCCGGUGAAAACAAUCCUAUUUCAUGUGAGGAUGAAAAUCAAUGCGAUGAUUACAAGAGCAUGCCGCCCUUUCUCUCUGCUAGAUUUGGUAUACUCUCAGCAAUCGGCGUUGCCGUUGCUGUUGCGGCGGUUGUGUUGGUUGUAACGGUGGCGGUGCACAUGAAGAGCGGAGAUCAGAGGCAAAAGGUUAUAAUUCUGGGGAGAACGGUGGAGCCGGAGAAGAAGAAGAUGAAGGAGCCUUUGAGCAUCAACAUUGCUACAUUUGAGCACCCCCUGAUGAGGUUGAAUGCCGCGGAUAUUUCUGUUGCGACGGAGAACUUCAGCCCGAGCUACGUGAUCGGGGACGGAGGAUCCGGCACGGUGUACAAAGCCUCGUUGCCGGGACGGCCCCCUGUUGCCAUUAAGAGGCUCAAGAGAGGCCACCUCCCGCAAGGCGACCGCGAGUUCCUCGCCGAAAUGGAGACCAUUGGAAAGGUGAAGCACGAAAACCUCGUCCCAUUGCUGGGAUACUGCGUCGUAUCGGACGAGAGGUUCCUGAUAUACGAGUACAUGGAGCGAGGGAGCCUCGACUUCUGGAUACUGAGCCAAGAGCUAGACUGGCCGACGCGGUUCAAGAUCUGCAAGGGCGCAGCCAAAGGGCUGGUGUUUCUGCACCACGGCUUCGUCCCGCACAUCAUCCACCGAGACAUCAAGUCGGGCAACAUCCUCCUGGACCGCGACUUCAACCCCCGCGUGUCGGACUUCGGGCUGGCGAGGAUCAUAAGCGCGAGCGAGAGCCACGUGUCGACCAUGCUGGCGGGCACGCUGGGGUACAUACCGCCCGAGUACGGGCAGGCGAUGGUGGCGACGAAGAAGGGGGACGUGUACAGCUUCGGGGUGGUGAUGCUGGAGCUGCUGACGGGGCGGGCCCCGACCGGGCAGGGGGACGGGGAGGGGGGGAACCUGGUGGGGUGGGUGGGGUACGUGGCGGGGGAGGGGAGGGAGUGGGAGGUGUUUGAUCCGUGCUUGGGGGGCGUGGCGGGGUGGCAGAGGCAGAUGUUUGCUGUGCUGAGGAUUGCGAGGGUUUGCACGAGUGAGGAGCCGUGGAAGAGGCCUUCCAUGCUUGAGCUUGUCAAGAUGUUGGAUGACGAGGAUUAUUGA